Molecule: messenger RNA, 2991 nt
Organism: Glarea lozoyensis ATCC 20868
Lineage: Eukaryota; Fungi; Ascomycota; Leotiomycetes; Helotiales; Helotiaceae
Product: Six-hairpin glycosidase
Exons: 3
Coding region: 1-2991 (996 amino acids)
Biological process (GO): trehalose catabolic process
Cellular component (GO): fungal-type cell wall
Molecular function (GO): alpha,alpha-trehalase activity; carbohydrate binding
Source: RefSeq, a predicted model, not a curated record
AUGGCCGCAAGGAAAAUUCGGAUCGCUUUGCUUCUCUUUGGCAUUGCGAUUGCCGAGACAGAUUUCUCGGUCACUAAUACGGAAAAUUGGGGUUGGAAUGAGUCCGCAUGGAGUCUGACCACGACCAAAUACCAACCAGGUCAAUACCAAGCGCGGAUGUCUUUAGCGAAUGGGUACUUUGGUUCUUCGCUCGCUUCUGCCGGCCCGUUUUUCGAAGUCGACAAGAAUCAGACUGAUCCGAAUGGCACCCAGCCUCUUAAUGGAUGGCCUCUAUUCAACCCGAGAAUCGCCUUCUCAACUGUCUCCGGUUUGUAUGACGUGCAGCGAAACGGCACUGGCACCAACUAUCCAUGGCUGAACCAGUAUGGAUGGGAGUCUUUUAUUGCAGGCAUCGUUCAUCCUACUGCAAUUCAAUUCACGUUUGGUGAUAAGUAUCUGGAUGCUACAGUCUCAAACGCCAGCAUCUCGAAUUUUAAAUCCACUCAUGCAUUUCGCACUGGUUUGGGGAGCUGGAGCUAUACCUGGAGCCCAGAAGGCUGUGGCGCCUCGUUCAAUGUAUCUUUCGAUGUCAUCUUCAGCGUUGUUCGUCCAAAUGUAGCUGCCGUCAAGGCCACAAUUACAUCGUCCACCGAUUUCAAUGGCACCGUUACAGAUUUGCUUGAUGGUAGGGGCGCUGUACGUGCCUAUCUCAAUGCCAAGGGGAUCGACGGAAAUGGCACCAUUUAUACUUCAGUUCAUCCUGAUGGUCGGGCCAACGUUACGGCAUAUGUUGUCUCGGGUCUUGACGCCUCGAAAGGCUAUGCGGAUAUCUCGUCAGCGAGAGCGGCAUCUGGUCCGGGUAUCCCGACAAAUGAUUCAACCAUCGCUCAAAGUUGGGACAUUAGCUUGAAGGCUGGCGAGACUGCCACUUUCUACAAGUAUGUCGGUGUUGCUUCGACUGAGAAGUUUCCAGAAGCUCAAGCUGUAGCUCGCAACGCCCAGUUAGAGGCCCAGACAGCAGGAUGGGAUGCUCUUCUAGAGGAACAUGUUGCUGGAUGGGCCCAGAAACUACGACAAGAGGAUGUCGAUGAUUUCAGGGACCCUGUGACUGGGGAACUGCCAACCGAUAUCAAUAACCUGAUUGAACACGUUUUAUCGGUUGCGAAUAACUAUUAUAUUCUCCAAAACAUCCAACCUGAUGGAAGUGGUUUGAAUGACAAUAGUAUUGCCGUCGGCGGUCUGACAUCUGACUCGUAUGCAGGACUCAUCUUCUGGGACGCGGAUUACUGGAUGGCGCCAGGUCUGAACCUUAAUUAUCCAAAUAUGGCCAAACAAAUUCCCAAUUUCCGUGUCAAGCAGCAUGCUCAAGCUCUCGAAAAUGCCAAGUUUAACGGCUUUGGUGAAGGAGCAUCGCUUUACUCUUGGACAGCUGGAGGCUACGGUAACUGUACUGGGACGGGGCCAUGCGUUGAUUACGAGUAUCAUCUAAAUGCUGAUAUCACGAACAACAUGAUUCAACUCAGGAAUACCACGGGGAAUGAGACUUGGUUCAAUAAUGGGCCGCUGCAAGUACUGAACAGCACUGCAAUUAUGUUUUCAGAGCUAUUGGACUAUAAUGAAACUACGAGGACUUACUGGAUCAAGAACAUGACCGAUCCGGAUGAAUAUGCGAACAACAAAGACAAUGGCGCCUUCACCAUGGCUUCCGCUGGCGAAACAUUGAAGCAAGCGAACUGGUACCUCAGGACAGCCCUUGGGCUACUAAUGAACAACACGUGGUUAGACCAAGAAGAGAACAUCCAGUAUCCAAGAGCCGAAUCUGGAAUUACGAAAGAGUACGAAACGAUGAACAAUUCGGUCGAGGUCAAGCAAGCGGAUGUUGUGCUAAACGGUUAUCCUUUGGGCUAUAUCGACUCCAAUUACACUGAUAAUCAAAAACUAUUGGAUCUUGACUACUACGCAAACAAGCAGUCCCCAGACGGUCCAGCAAUGACCUACGCAAUCUUUGCAAUCAAUGCAAAUGCUCUGUCGAAGUCUGGAUGUUCAACAUACACUUAUAGUGCGGGUGGAUCUCAACCAUACGCACGCGGGCCAUUUUUCCAGUUCUCCGAGCAGAACAAUGACAACAUUGCCACCAAUGGCAAUCAAAACCCAGCUUUCCCGUUCUUGACUGGUCACGGGGGUGCGAACCAAGUGAAUCCUUUUGGUUUCUUGGGCAUUCGGACUAAUCAGCAAGUGCUCUUCAUCAACCCCUCGCUUCCGCCUCAAAUCCCCCAUCUUCGCAUACGACAUUUCCACUAUGCAGGUGCCACAAUCGCAGCUUUCAUGAAUACCACAUACACGACGAUUACCAGGCUCGCCACACCUCCCCAUGCUGGCUUGAAUGACCAAUAUGGCAGCAACCCCAUGCCAAUCAUCGUCGGCUCACCAAACGGAAAUUCCAGUGCCUGGAAGGUCCUCUCCCUCGGAGUCAACGAGACAGUAUAUGUUCCGAAUCGACUGUAUUGGAAGAAUUUGACCGUGCCUGGGAACCUUCUUCAAUGUCUUCCGACCACUUCCGAGGACAAGUAUGCACCAGGGCAAUUCCCUCUUGCCGCCAUUGAUGGCGCAUCCGCAACACGCUGGCAGCCAUCCACCAAUGAGUCGUCCUCCAUUGUGGUCAACAUGACAGGUACUCCACCUACCACGAUUAGCAGUGUAUCAUUUGACUGGGGAGCUCGACCUCCUCGUUCUGCAGUCGUAGAAAUCGGUAAUAUGAUAAACGGAGAGAUCGUGUACGGGAACGGUGUCGUCGCAUUCAACAUUACCAACAUCACACCUAGCCUGCCCUUCAAUGAAACUGAAGCAUUAGCUAGUGGCGACAAGGUGGUUCCCGUGUUGAGCAACACAACGCAGGUCGCGACUGCGGGUGACACACAGUCGGCUGAUUAUGUGAGGUUGACCAUUUCUGGAUGCUGGGAGGAAGACGGUAAAGGGGCUACUGUUGGAGAGUUCAAUCUUCUUCACAGUUGA